CCGCUCGACGCACACAAUCUACUUCGACCAGAAACGGUCGAAUCCUUAUUCGUUCUACAUCGCAUCACAGGCGAUAAAAAAUAUCAAGACUACGGAUGGAAAAUAUUCCAAGCAUUUGAAAAACACACGAAAAUCGAAGGAGGAGGCUAUUCUUCGAUAAAGAACGUUAAAGACGCCAGUAAUCCCGGAUUCAGGGAUAAGAUGGAAAGCUUUUUCCUUGGCGAGACUUUGAAAUAUCUAUUUUUAUUGUUUGCUGACAAAGAAAUCGUUCCUUUAAACAAAUAUGUCUUCAAUACCGAAGCCCAUCCGUUGCCUAUAUGGCAGGAUUAG
Messenger RNA from Paramuricea clavata, 330 nucleotides. Lineage: Eukaryota; Metazoa; Cnidaria; Anthozoa; Malacalcyonacea; Plexauridae. The record is from the annotation of a GenBank genome assembly.